Messenger RNA from Zophobas morio, 878 nucleotides. RefSeq names its product eukaryotic translation initiation factor 6-like. Bases 58 to 807 code for a protein of 249 amino acids. The transcript is spliced from 7 exons. Lineage: Eukaryota; Metazoa; Arthropoda; Insecta; Coleoptera; Tenebrionidae. The record is from RefSeq and is a predicted model, not a curated record. Gene Ontology annotation, molecular function: ribosomal large subunit binding. Gene Ontology annotation, biological process: cytosolic ribosome assembly; maturation of LSU-rRNA; assembly of large subunit precursor of preribosome. Gene Ontology annotation, cellular component: cytosol; preribosome, large subunit precursor; nucleolus.
UUUUAUUAGUUUUUACUAUAAUACUCCGGGUCUAUUUAAAAACGAAUUUCCCUUCUGAUGGCUGUAAGAAUAAAAUUUGAAAAUAGUUGUGACAUAGGUGUUUAUGCCUCCUUAACUAAUUCCUACUGCCUGGUGGCCUCUGGAGGAGGGGAAUCUUUUUUUAGUACCUUCGCAGCAGAGUUAGAGCACCACAUACCCGUGGUGCACGCCUUUAUCGGAGGUUGUCGUAUUAUAGGAGCUCAGAUUGUCGGAAAUAAACAUGGCCUCCUGGUGCCAAGUAUUACUACGGACCAAGAACUACAACAUUUACGUGAUUCUCUUCCGGAUACUGUAGUUAUUCAAAGAAUUGAGGAAAGACACUCAGCUUUAGGAAACGUUAUAGCUUGUAACGAUUACGUGGGCCUUAUACAUCCCAACCUUGAUAAGGAAAGCGAGGACAUAAUUGCAGAUGUCCUACAAAUUGAAGUAUUUAGACACACUAUAGACCACAGCGUUUUAACAGGAUCGCACUGUGUUCUUAGCAACCAUGGCUGUUUGCUUCCACCUUUCGUAAGCGUACAAGAUAUGCAGGAAGCGGCUUCUUUACUUCAAGUCCCUGUAGCCGCAGGCACCGUAAAUCGAGGCCAAGAAUGUCUGGGCGGUGGAAUGGUCGUCAACGAUUGGUGUGCUUUUGUGGGCGCAGACACAACGUCGAUGGAAAUUUCGCAAAUUGAAAAUAUAUUCCGAUUGGGUGAGCAAGGCAAUCCCGAGCGCAUUACGACGGAUAUGAGAAAUGAUUUAAUCGCCGGACUCACCACUCGAAGCUAAUAUAUUCUCAAAAGUGUUGUUGAUCAAGUCUUUCAGACAAUAGUGAAUUUUUGAUAUAAAUAAACUUCCGC